CUGGGGUUGGGCAGGACCUCUAAAAGCAAGGACAAAUAUUGCGUAAAUAAUAUAGUUCACUUGAUAUAUAAAGUGCAAGCCUCAGUACACAGCAUCACACUCGAUCUACUUCUUUGCAACCGCAAACAACUACACUUACAAAACAACAUGAAAUCCUUCGUGGUAGCCCUAUGCGUGGUGGCGACGGCGGCGGCGGCGGCGGCGGGGGAGGUGCGCGACAAGCGCGGCGUGCUGGGAGGCCUGCACGGGCUCGCCUACUCGCCCUCGCUCUACUCCGCGCCUAGCUACAGCUACUCGGCGCCAAGUUAUAGCCACUACGCGGCGCCUAGCUACAGCCACUACUCCUCGCCCAGUUACUACGCGGCGCCCAGUUACAGCCACUACUCGUCUCCCAGCUACUACUCGCCCAAGGUAGUGUCGGUGAACAAGGUGGUGAACGUGAACAAGGUGGUGUCGGUCCCUCAAGUGGUGAAGGUGAACAAGGUGGUGUCGGUGCCUGAGGUGGUCUCCGUCAAGAAGGUGGUGGCGGCGCCGCACUACGCCUCCUACAGCUCCCUGUGGUGAUGAGUGUCGUCUAGUCGAGUGUAAAUAAUAGUGUUGCUGUUUUCUUUUUGGAAAAUAAAUUAUUUUU
Molecule: messenger RNA, 631 nt
Organism: Plutella xylostella (diamondback moth)
Lineage: Eukaryota; Metazoa; Arthropoda; Insecta; Lepidoptera; Plutellidae
Source: RefSeq, a predicted model, not a curated record